UUCAGUUGCCCGCCAGACGGCCCCCGCGUCGCAUCGCGCGCGUCGCGCUCCCGUCCGCUCCGCCGCCGACACCGCCACCCCCCGUCACGGCCGUUCUCCAUAGACAGAGGUACGCUCAUGUGGAGAUGCGCUCAUCGUGUUGAGAUCGAACAGCGCUAAAAACAAACUAAACCCUGCCUAAAACUGUGAAAUUGAAUUUUCACUCGAUUCUCCGAAACUCUUUUUAGUUGACUACAAUUGGUGUUCAUGAUAGUGGUUGUAUUAGUGGUGACUGUUUUGAAUAAUAAUGAGGAUUGAACAGGGUUUGUGAUAAAACGCUCGUAAAUCGACGAAAUUCGAUUUCUAUUUAAUUCGACAAAACUCUCAAAAGUGCAUGUACGAUUGGUGAUAUUGUUACUUCUUCCUAAGACACGGAAAUUCUUUGUGGAAGGUGGAACACAACGUGAAGGUGCCUGUUUAAUACAGGCACCGUUAUCGCAAUGAACAAAGAUUGAACAGUGCAGUAAUAUAAGCGUAAAUCUAUGAAGUUGAACGUCCAGUUCACUUGCCGAACUCUUUUUAAAUCGUGUCAAUUGGUGAAAAUUAUUUUUCUUCCAAAAUCUCACAAGCUUUUUGUGCAAUUUUGAUGUGUUGUGCUUAACAGUGGAACAUGCGGGUACAGCCCUUUGAGUGGAACGUGGGUUGGACAGUGUUGUUAAAAUUUGAGCCUGCAGCGUAUUGGAUUGCCGCAUAACUUGACUACUGACAGUUGACUACAAACUGUGUGUAUUUGCAAAUUCGUAAAACUAUGUUCAGUCAAGUCUAGGGCGUGUUAAUAUUUCAAAGACCCCUAAGCAUGACUAAAUUAUGGAACCUCCCUAAUAGAACUGAAUAUUUAACGUACGUGAUCGAAAUUAAGAUAGAUUAACGUAGACUAUACCAUUUGCAAUUUAGAAUAUUAAUAUUAAAAUACUUUAUAUAUUUACGAACUAAUAUAAACAUUUAUUUUCAAAAUUAUGGGGAGUUCUAUGUAGCAGUUACUCGAAGCACGUGCUUGGUCUGCCCACGAGGACAAGCGUUCAUGUGGAUUCUGUUAGGCCUGGACUGCGUUAAUAGUAAAACGCGCGUAAACUAGGGAGCUGGAUUUGCUGCUUAACUGGAAGAUACCCGACAAGUUGUCGACAAUUGCGGGAGCCCACAUACCCCGGCCUUCGGAUAGCAGGGUUGUACAAUGUUAAGUAAUAGAAGUAGUAAGAAGACCGUAAAUCCAGGAAGUUAGUUGGCCACUAAACUCAACAUCUGUGAUAAUGUUAACUGAAAUUUUCAGCUUUCAAUUUAAUAGUUGCUUCGAGGUAUUCGCAACACGGAGUGAAGUCGCAGAGCAAUCCAAUGUUAUGAAAUUCAUGACUGAUUAAAUAUUUUAUUCGUUCGAUGUCGACCUGCAAUGCCAAUGCAUCUCUCGCUAGUGAAUUGUGAAGAAAAUACUUCCUUCUAAAAGCGUUCUUCUACCUUGCGUCCCCUUACCUUGCGUACCCCUACCUUGCAGUAUUGUGUGUGAAGAUUAAUUUUGAUUUGCUUAUGCUCCUGUUGUAUUUCACUGCGAGCACAAUUAGGAGUUUCCGAAGAAACGCCGAAAGACGAAAAUUAAGGACACUAAAUAUUUUUUGUCAUAAACUGUUAUUUUUUUUAAAUAAAUGUGGAUGAAACAUCAAAAUCUAUUAUGGAUAACCUUGACAAUAGAAUCUACCUAGUCAGAAGGGUACAAUCGCACUCAACUCGCAUCUCUCUUAAAGGCCAUGCAUUUCACAGUGAGACGAAACUCGCAACUGUCGUUGUAUUGAAAUCGAGACGAAGCAAUGACUGUUGCUGUUUCCAGAAUGUUACCAUGUCAUCUUCAUUGUCAAUAAAUUACGUCUUGCGGCUACGAAGCGCAUGCUCCGUCUUGCAUCGUUUGUAAUCCGUCCACUGAUAGCGCUGGUGGGCGCUGUGAUUUUAAAUAUGGCUGGGAACGGUAUCGAGCGGAAGAAUUGUGUAGUACGAAAUGGUAUACACAUAACUAAACAAUUUAAUGGCAAACAACGGAAAUUUAACCACGAAAUAUUUCAAAAUGGAACAAUUAAGGAAGCAAAAGAAAUACCAAAUUCAACAACAAAAAGGAAACGAAGAUCCAAAGAAUCAUUUGAAAAAGUUCCUCUCUGUACUGCCAUCAUGACAUAUCUUGGAUUUUAUUUGCUUAUGUUCCUUGGAUAUAUAAAUCGCUUGUUCUUCACACCGAAAGUUGCCAAGGAGAGAAACCGGGAGGGCUAUGCCCCUCUUUAUGACAGAUUUGAAAGUUUUUAUCUACAAUAUGUCUACCGGAGGGUGCGAGAUUGCUGGAAUAGGCCUAUAUGUAGUGUACCUGGAGCAGAAGUGGUUUUAAAAGAUAGAAUGACACCAGAUUAUGGAUGGACAUUUCAAUUCACUGGUACAACCACAAAAUGUUUAAAUCUUGGGUCUUACAACUACCUGGGUUUUGCUGAAGCAACUGGUCCAUGUGCAUCAAGUGCAGCACAAGCGAUUCAGGAGUACGGAUGCGCAUCAUGUAGUCCUGUGCAAGAGUUUGGAACACAUCCUUUGGUUGUUGAAUUGGAGAAGUUGACUGCAGAGUUUUUGGGUGUGGAAGAUUCUAUAGUUUUUGGAAUGGGUUUUGGUACAAAUUCUCUCAAUUUACCCAGUCUGAUAUCUCAGGGUUGUUUAGUGCUGAGUGAUGAGAAAAAUCAUGCAUCCCUAAUUUUGGGAUUGCGCUUAUCUGGUGCUACAAUAAGAGUCUUCAAACACAAUAAUAUGAAAGAUCUGGAGAAACAUUUGAAAGAUGCCAUUGUUAAAGGGCAGCCAAAGACUCGGAGACCUUGGAGAAAAAUCCUUAUAGUAGUGGAAGGAGUGUACAGCAUGGAGGGAUCAAUCGUAAAACUUCCUGAAGUUUUAGAACUUAAAAAGAAAUACAAGGCUUAUGUGUAUCUUGAUGAAGCACACAGUAUUGGUGCUCUGGGUGAAAAAGGAAGAGGUGUAGUUGAUUAUUAUGGGUGCAACCCUAAAGAUGUUGAUAUUCUUAUGGGAACUUUUACCAAAAGCUUUGGUUCUGCUGGUGGAUACAUUGCUGGCUCUAAGCAUCUUAUUGACUAUCUUAGAGUAAAUAGUCAUGCAGCGUGUUAUGCUUCUUCCAUGUCUCCUCCAAUAGUAAUGCAAAUUUUAACAUCUAUGAGUAUAAUUAUGGGCAAGGAUGGAUCACUUGAAGGUGAGAGGCGUAUCAGGCAAUUAGCUCAGAACACCAGGUACUUUCGAAGAAGAUUGAAGAAAAUGGGAGUAAUUGUCUAUGGAAAUGAAGAUUCACCUGUAGUGCCUCUUCUUGUCUACAUGUUCUCAAAAAUUGGUGCUGUUGUAAGAACACUCUUGGAAAGGAAAAUAGCUACGGUGGGUGUUGGUUUUCCUGCUACUCCAUUGAUGGAAGGGCGCAUUCGAUUUUGUCUGUCUGCUGCGCAUACUAGAGAGCAACUUGAUAUGGCAUUAGAUGUUUUGGAAGAAAUGGCAAGCCUUCUUGGUUUACGAUAUUCUCAACUACCAAUUCCUGAUGAUGAAGUAGCAUAUGAUGAUGAACUGGAGUGAUGUUGACUCCAAAUAUUAGAACCAAAGUUCUCGGUGAAUGAAGUUCAAAAAGUAAUUAGGAGAGAUGGAAUAACUCUCUGCUGAUCAAUACCUUCCCCCGCUGCUUCAAGAGUCUUCUCAAGUAAUUUCCAUUACCACCAUUGCACAUGGUGUCAAGAAAGCAUGUGGAAUAAAGUGAGAUGCACAUUUGUAGAAAAAGCAGGAAACAGGAAAUUGAAGCUUGGAUUCCAGGGACCGUCCAUGCAUUUUCCUGGAAAAGGGAAAUUUAUUAGUAAGAAUGGGAUCUUUAAGCACUGAAUUUUCAGAGUUCAGUUUCCCAAGCAGUUGCCUUGAUGAAGAUAUUGAGCAUAACAUGGUGUUCAAGUAUGUGACGAGUAUAAUAAUAUUUCUUUUGAAUGUUUAUGUGCUUGAAUGGACUUGAUGAAUCAAGCCAAUGAAGGUUUUAUCAUAUUUUUAACAUCUUGGGUUUUCUUCAUCUUUCAUUUAAUUCCUUGUCUGUAGGACAUACUCUGCAGGGCAGCAACAAUGCUGCAUUCAGGAUUUAUUAUUCAGCAAAGUAACAAAUAUCUGACAAUUAUAUCUUUGUACCUAGCAAUUAAAGGGAACACAACUAAACCAAAUAUUAUCAACAGGUAUUUGAGACAAAAGAUUUGAUGUACCCAUGGUACAUGGUAGAUGCUGGAUUUAUUGGAUGUAUAUUGUAUAAUGUGACUGAUUUACUCGCAGUUUCAUUUCAGUUGAAGUGAAAAAGAAGUUAAAUAUUGUUGAUUUUGUUGAAAAUUUCUAAAGCAUACACUGCCAGUUUCACAGAUUUUGUUAUAAAUCAUAAAAAGAAUUUUAAGAGGAGGUUUGUGCUAUUUUUAAUUAUUGUAAAUGAUCAGGCUCAGUUUUGUUCACAGAUAUGUUAUGCAAAUUUUAAUUUGGUGCAUUUCUCUCCAUUGUCAUUAUUUAAUAUUUUCAGUUUAUCAAGAAAUCAUAAUUACAAUUCUUGAACUGUGUAUUAGCACUGCAAAGAGAGCAAUUGUGUUUGUGUAUUUUGAAUGAAUUAAUUCAAACAAAUACAUCAGUUCUGCAUUUGAUGGGAAGUCAGUUAAGUCUACAAACAUCUGUUAUUACAUGAGGAGUCACCACCACGGGUACAUACAAAAUAUUGGAAACUCUUGCAGAAUAAUUUGAUAAUAUUUAGUAAAAACAAAUGUUCCAUGCUUACAAAUUUCCUGUUAGGGAACAGACACUGAGUGAGGAGAUUUCCAUAGAUUCUGAAAUACUUUUACUUGUAUCUGAUGUUAUGUGAUUGGCAGAGCUGUUUGAAGACAUCCUUGUGCCAGCAAUUUCUGAUUUCAAUGAUUGAUUGGAAUCAUUGCUACCCUGGGUGUUUCUCUUCCCUUCUAUGUUGGAACAGAAGUUGCUUGGGAUAUGAGGUUGCUAAAGCGUGUUUGUGAAUCAAGGGGCAAAGUAACUUUACCCAUCAGGUAUGUGUACCUUCUUGAUGCAAGGAAGUAGCAUUUGGGACUAAAUUCCAUAUUUUAUACUUUUUAUAUUGUACAUAAUGAAAAUAUUGUCUCAGAGUUAAAAAAUAUAAUAUUUAUUUGUGUGUAAAAGGUGCUUAAUUGUGAUUGCAAAAAUCUUUCUAUUUGAAAAGUGCUAUGCAGAGCUCUCAUUUCUAGAAAUUCUGAAUCUUUCCAGGGCUAUUCUUAAUCAUAUCCCAAUGCUAUUUUUCUCUAUUAAGAAUUAGCAUGUCAAAUAGAUUCAGUUCAUACAUGAUAGCUUUGGAAAUGGUAAGAAAAACUUCACAGUUAAUAAUUGCUAGUCAGAUUGUUUGUUCAGCAGUUAACAAAUAUGGUCUGGAGCACAUGGUACAUAUCUACUUACAUGCCUAACUCACAUUUAUUGUAUUUACUUUCAAUAACCAUUGUAGAGUUAUGGGAUGGUAAAUCAGGCUGCUUAUAGAUUUUACAUUUUAAAACCUUACUUGAAAUAUACAGAACCAUUUACUACUAGUAAUACAUCCCAUAAUAAAAAUAUUGUCUCCUUUUUGAGAUUUAAUUCUUCACUAUAAAGUACAACUCUGAACGAUGAUUUAGUGCAUUGUAUGUUUCCUUUGAUAAAGUAGUUGUUAAUUGUUGGAUAUAAUUUAUUUUGAUAAAAUUCAUUUUGUCAAGCAAUAAUUGUCAGUCAGAUUUACAUGCUUUGCCUGAUGAGUAACAGAGUACUCACUUUCAACAAUUUAUCUACAAAAUUGUUUGUUAUAUUGAAUACACUGUAAUUCUAACAAAGAUCAUGAAUAGUGCACUAAUUUCUCGUGAUGAUUGUAGAAGAGGGAGAAGAUUAGUUUUUCCUCUCCUCAAUACUAUGAGUGCUUACUUCAAAAAAACAUUGCCAAUUUCUAUUAAUCUUCAUCUGUUGUUAUUUCUAAGAUGAGAAUCUUGUAUAACUUUCAUGAGGAUUCAUAACACUGCUUGUACUGUGAUACUGCAUUUAAGUGAAAGUAUGUUUUUAAAACCAUGUUACACAUGAUGAUGAACAAUCAGAAUGAUAGUAUUUAUUUAUUUAGUAGGAAAGAGCGGCAACUUUUUGCAAUGAGUGCAUAUGAGAAGCCUAAUUAUAGUUAGAAUUCAUUCAUACAUUUCAUAAGAUUGCAAGCAACUGCAUGCAUAGGGAAACAACUAGUAGUUUCUAUGAAUGAAUAAUAUCUUGUAUGUGUGUUAUGCAAGGGGUCAUUGCAACACUGGUUCAUUGGAUGUGUUGCUUUUAUCUGCUUCAUUUCACACAUUCUACUAUUGAAUCUACUUCAAGUAUUAAUUUCAAAAUGUGUUCAAUUGAAGCACACAAAGAAUUCUGUAUUUUUUUAAAUUUAUGCCUUGUGUAUUAUAGUGUUUGCUUACGAGACAUACUGUGUUUGUAAAAAAAAAAAAAGUGCAAGUCUUUUUAUUGAAUGUUACAUUUUAUUGGGCAUUCUUAAGCAAUAACCUGGCCUUGUGUGAAGGCACAUGCUGUACAAACAGAGACCUGCGGAACAAAUCAACAGUGCUGUAUGCCUUGAUGCACCACAAGUAUUUUGUUUUAAGCAAAUGUUAAUUUUUAUGUAAAAAUACUUUUUAAAUAGAAAAAAUAUUCAAC
Messenger RNA from Gryllus bimaculatus (two-spotted cricket), 6741 nucleotides. Lineage: Eukaryota; Metazoa; Arthropoda; Insecta; Orthoptera; Gryllidae. The record is from the annotation of a GenBank genome assembly.